This is a messenger RNA of Camellia sinensis, 1959 nucleotides long. Its product is annotated as putative 26S proteasome non-ATPase regulatory subunit 3. Gene Ontology annotation, biological process: regulation of protein catabolic process; ubiquitin-dependent protein catabolic process. The record is from RefSeq and is a predicted model, not a curated record. Gene Ontology annotation, molecular function: enzyme regulator activity. Gene Ontology annotation, cellular component: proteasome regulatory particle, lid subcomplex; proteasome complex. NCBI's taxonomy places the organism in Eukaryota, Viridiplantae, Streptophyta, Magnoliopsida, Ericales, Theaceae.
CCAUUGUUGGAAAAGGGCGAAAACCCUGUAAUUCUAGGGUUUCUCUAAUCACAAUCAAAGAAUCUCAGUGAAAGAAACUGAUAGUGAAACCGUAUCUUCUCUAUCUCCGAUCGGUCCUAUCAACACGAAGAGUUCGAUUAUUUUUCUCUGUUAACUUGAGAGUUUAUGCAAGAUGACUCAAGAUGUGGAGAUGAAAGAGCAGCCAGCUCCCUCUAAUUCUGUUACUUCAGUUGGUCCUUCUACUUUGCAGCAUUUGAAGGAAAUUGCAUCUUUGAUUGAGACUGGUGCAUAUGCCCGGGAGGUUCGUCGGAUUGUGCGUGUUGUUCGCCUAACCAUUGCUUUGAGGAAGAAGCUGAAGGCUUCUGUGCUAUCUGCAUUCUUAAAUUAUGCCCUUGUGUCAGGAUCUGAGGUGCACAGUCGGUUGUCCUCUUAUCUUCCCAAGGAGGAUGAACAAGAUAUGGAAGUUGAUACUGCAACAUCUACAACUCAAGCUCCUGUUAAGCACCCCUUGCCUGAGCUUGAGAUUUACUGCUACUUGCUUGUGCUAAUAUUUUUGAUUGAUCAGAAGCGAUACAAUGAGGCUAAAGCAUGUUCAUCGGCAAGUAUUGCCCGUCUGAAGAAUUUGAAUAGGCGAACCAUUGAUGUUCUAGCUGCCAGGCUCUACUUCUAUUACUCUCUCAGCUAUGAACUCACUGGUGAUCUUGCUGAAAUUCGUGGUAAUCUCCUUUCUUUACACCGAAUUGCUACAUUACGCCACGACGAGUUGGGUCAGGAAACACUUCUCAACCUUCUACUUCGAAAUUACCUCCAUUACAACUUGUUUGAUCAGGCAGAGAAGCUGAGGUCAAAGGCACCCCGUUUUGAAGCUCACUCAAAUCAGCAGUUUUGCCGGUAUCUCUUUUAUCUUGGAAAGAUUAGGACGAUACAGUUGGAGUAUACAGAUGCGAAAGAGUCACUCCUGCAAGCUGCUCGGAAGGGCCCCGCUGCAGCUCUUGGUUUUCGGGUGCAAUGCAAUAAGUGGGCUGUGAUUGUCCGACUUCUGCUUGGAGAAAUCCCUGAGAGGACUGUUUUUAUGCAGAAGGGCAUGGAGAAGGCUUUGAGGCCAUACUUUGAGCUUACAAAUGCUGUUCGAAUUGGAGAUCUGGAGCUGUUUAAAGCUGUUGCUGAGAAGUUCUCUGGUACUUUCAGUUCCGACGGGACCCACAAUUUGAUUGUUAGGCUGCGGCAUAAUGUUAUAAGGACCGGGUUACGCAACAUCAGUAUUUCUUAUUCCCGUAUCUCACUGGCUGAUGUGGCCAAAAAGCUGAGGUUGGACUCUCCCAAUCCCAUUGCUGAUGCUGAGAGUAUUGUAGCCAAGGCGAUCCGGGAUGGUGCAAUUGAUGCCACACUGGAUCAUGCAAAAGGGUGGAUGGUUUCGAAAGAAACUGGGGAUAUCUACUCUACAAAUGAGCCUCAAAUUGCUUUCAAUUCGAGGAUUGCUUUCUGUCUCAAUAUGCAUAAUGAAGCUGUCCGUGCACUUCGUUUCCCUCCGAAUUCCCACAAGGAGAAGGAAAGUGCUGAGAAGAGGAGAGAGAGGCAACAGCAGGAGCAAGAGCUUGCGAAGCAUAUAGCUGAGGAGGAUGAUGAUGAGUUUUGAUAACUUUGCAACGUGUUCCCCUAGUGAUGCCAGCAGCUUCCUUUCAUAUUCCUGAGCAAAGAUGUUUGACUUGCAGCUUCUGCUUUCGUUUUUAAAUUAUGCAAACUGCCUCAUGCUUUUGGUGUUAGUAAUUACUGUUUUAUUGUUUUUGGAUUAUGUUCUGGGGUGCUUUUCCUGGCCCUUUUUCUUCAUUUUUUCUUUCUCCCAAGAAGCCCCCGGUUAAACUACGUUCUGUGGUGAUUUACUCUCUUCUCUCAUCAGUUUUAUUAAACAAUGACUUAUUCUUGCUUCUGAAUAGAAAAUGAGCAGCACAACUGGAUAAA